AUGUCUCCGGACGUCAAGAUUGACCGAGGCGACUUUGACGUCUGGAAAGGGGUUAGCGGUUGGCAGGUCUCGCUUCGAGUUGCAAGCAGGCACGUGAUAUGCCAUGGCUUGGCUUCGGCCAAACCCGUCGAAUGUCGCAACAUGUGGGCAGAGUGA
Molecule: messenger RNA, 156 nt
Organism: Plenodomus lingam JN3
Lineage: Eukaryota; Fungi; Ascomycota; Dothideomycetes; Pleosporales; Leptosphaeriaceae
Source: RefSeq, a predicted model, not a curated record